Messenger RNA from Colletotrichum costaricense, 576 nucleotides. Its product is annotated as phosphatidylethanolamine-binding protein. The transcript has 2 exons. NCBI's taxonomy places the organism in Eukaryota, Fungi, Ascomycota, Sordariomycetes, Glomerellales, Glomerellaceae. The record is from RefSeq and is a predicted model, not a curated record. Bases 1 to 576 code for a protein of 191 amino acids. Gene Ontology annotation, molecular function: phospholipid binding; peptidase inhibitor activity. Gene Ontology annotation, biological process: regulation of proteolysis; regulation of Ras protein signal transduction.
AUGUCACUCUCCGACCACGCGCAAAAGCUCACCAGCACGCUCGAGCAAGCCAAGCUCGUCCCGGGCUCAGCGGCGGUGCUGAUACCAGAGGGGUUUAAGCCGACGAUCAAGCUCGAGGUCUCGUUCGCGGAUAAGGCCGUCGAUGUGGGCAACUUCUUCCGCGCGGGCGAGUGCAAGCUUGCACCCAGCAUCUCGUUCGCGGCCGAGGAGGGAGCCGAAUCCGGUGCCUCGUACACCCUCUUCCUGACAGACCCGGACGCGCCCACCCCGGACAACCCGCAGUUUGCGUUCUGGCGCCAUUGGGUCCUACCCGGGCUGCAGCCGCUCAGUGGGGGCGCGGUCGUUGCGCAGACGAAGCCGGCGUUGACUGAGUUUCUCGGACCCGGACCCAAGGACGAGUACCUCUUUCUGCUCUACCGGGAACCCCAAGGACUGGAUCUCAAGAAGGAGGAUGUCGGCGGAGAGGAAUUUGUUCAGAGGCGUUCAUGGAAGCCUGCUGAGUUCGCGGAUAAGCAUGGUCUGAAGCUCGUUGGAGUGAACUGGAUGACCUGCGCUGGCGAUGGCUGGACAGAGUGA